GGCCUGUUUGGUAAUGCAUCCUCAAAAUAUUACAUUGUCAGUGUUGUGUUUUUUAUUUUUGUGUUGCAGCAUGCACAAAUACAAGGUUUUUAAAUUCACAUGACAUUUUCCCCUUUCUUUUUGUAUGAACAGUUAAAAAAAAAAAAGAAAAGAAUAUCCACACAUGCUCUUGCUUACUGUAUGUGACUGAAAUGUCAAAGCAGAUGCUACAGUAGGGAAAGGGAGGGUUCAGCUGAUGUCUAGAUUCAUGCAGUAUGUGUUUGUGUGAGGGUACGUGUAUUAACAACUAGCUUGCUCACGCAGGGCCAUGCCUCCGUUUCAUCAUCAGCUCUAAGCCAUCUCUUUCGCUAGCUAACGUACGCCUCCUCUUUCUGAGACAGACUGCUCUAGCUGCUCACAAGGGGGAGAUGGGAGUUUGCAAAUAGCUACUGCUCCUGAUUGCAUUCCUACUGCAAGGGCCUCCCCUUCAAAUGGCUUGUGCCAGGGCACAACUUUUUCUGUUGCAGCAAAUAGGAUCAUUUUUUUCAUUUUUUCCCUCUGCUUUUUAUUUUAACCCUCUGCUUUUUUUUUCCUCCUCUCUGUCCUCCUGCUCACUACCCCCCCCCCUCCUUCAGCUUUUUACAGCUUUAAUUAUUUUUAUUAUUAUUUUUUCUGCAGCCUCCUUGAUUUUAUACUCCAAGAUUUUUUGCACCCCUCUAUUUAUAACCAAAAUUGAUUUUUAUUUUUCCCUCGGUGUAACAAUGAGCCAAGCCGUGCCAGCUCGCCGUCUUUAAGGAAUAUGGCUUCCCCACUCCUUUUUUUUUUUCGCAAAUCGUGACGCGCUUGCCCGUCAAGUAUACAAGCCGCCCUUUUCCGUUUUUUUAUUUUUUACCAGCCGCGGAGAAAGACCACCUGACUUAAAGGACGGAUAGUUAUAUUUCCUCUUUUAUUCUGACAGUGGAUACAAAAGGGAAUACUGUUUUUUCCUUUUUUUUUUUGCAUAUUUGCUUCAUUCAGUUUUCGCAGCAAUUUUUUUUUUGGAUUGCGAGGCAUUUGGGUGUGCAUAGCAAUGCACUGGCUGGGACAGGUGCCAGCUGAAAAGACAAAAGAAAAAAAAAAUAGGCGGCAAAGAUGGAAUAUGGCAGUAUACAGCGACCUUUUUUUUCCCACUGUAACUGUAUACAUGUAGAAUGGCACAAGUUGGCGCAAGUAAAUGUCAAAGUGCCUAGAUUCAUAUAUAUAUAGCUAUAUGUAUAUAUAGCUAUAUAUAUAUGUAUUAAUAUAUAUUUUUUUCUCUUUACUGCAGUUUAAUUUUUAUGCCUCUGCAGAUGUAGAAAUGGCCAUUUGUUUCAAAGGGGGCGGAGAGUUUUUUUUUUUUUACUGCUGAAUUAUUCAUAAUUAAGUAGUGAAGUAAGACCAUUAGCAUGCACCCUAUAUGCUGUUUGUCUGUUUGGUAACAUUCUUCAUUCAAGACUUGUUAACUGCCAGACAAGCUUAACACGCUUCUCUGUUUUUCCCUCCCUUCUUCCCUGUCUCUUUUUUUUUUUUGCUUUUUGCCUUUCAUGCCAGCCCCUCUCAGCCUUCUGUCGUUGCUGGGUGCUGGUAGCCAAGGGGUAGUGGUGGCAGGGGGAACGCACGCUGCCGAGAAUCUCAAGCUAGUUGUUAGGAGGCUGCAAGGUGAAUGCUUCAGGGGCUCGUGCCUCUUCCACCGGUGCAUGAAAACCUUUCCUCAUCUAUUGACGGAUUCCACCAGCAGCCAGACAAGAGAGGCCAGAAGGGGAAUAUGCAGAAAACCAAGACUACUGCACCUCGUCACAGUAACCAGCAUAAAAAGAAAAUCAUCUGGUCCAAAAAGACUGAAACGUCAGGCAUAUUUUUACUUCAUUGAGGAAUCAUAGCCUUUGGGUAACGUAUUAACAGCCAGUCUGAACCUGCUUUCGAGGAAAACUAGAGGUGAAUUAAAUCAUUUCUAUGAAACCCUGCAGGUGUGCAGUGUGAUAAUCUGAUAAUGUAUGCAGUGAAGAUUCCUGAUAAUGAUACAGAUCUUCUCAGUAUUGUGGUAUUAUAAACGUUACCUGUCUGUCCUAUUCAUUCUGCACAGCCUUUUAUAACCUCUUCAUGCCAUUUUGUUUCCUACAAGCCUGGUACUAAGUGAUCCCUCGUCCUGAGGCUGACUGUCCUUUGGGGUGAGGUAGUAGGUUGUUUAGUUUUGGGGUCAAGCCCUAAGUGUCAGAUAACUAUACAAUCUACUGUCUUUCCUGAAGUGGCUGUAAUUUCUUCGAUGGAGACUUCUUAAUCAUGGAGAGUCAUUGUUUUGUUUUACUAUUUUGCCUUUUGAUUAAUUGUUUUGUAUGUAAUCUCGUUUAAAAUGAUGGUGAACACUUUUCUUUACAGCAGGGAGAUUUACUUUCAGGGGCAUAGUGGGGGGAAUAUGAUAAUAAGCUAAUGUGGCAAAGUGGGAAAAUGUUAAGCCUGGUACACAGGCAUAGCUCGGGGGGAGCCGUUGUACUAACUAUCUGAUGUUAGUACAACAAUCUCCCCCUCUGAGCUUUUGGGGUUGAUUUACUAAAGGCAAAU
This is a messenger RNA of Rana temporaria (common frog), 2556 nucleotides long. RefSeq lists its product as uncharacterized. Bases 1542 to 1877 code for a protein of 111 amino acids. Lineage: Eukaryota; Metazoa; Chordata; Amphibia; Anura; Ranidae. The record is from RefSeq and is a predicted model, not a curated record. The transcript has 6 exons.